This is a messenger RNA of Ectocarpus sp. CCAP 1310/34, 368 nucleotides long. The record is from the annotation of a GenBank genome assembly. Lineage: Eukaryota; Phaeophyceae; Ectocarpales; Ectocarpaceae.
AUGGCGCGAACUGGUAUCACGUUUUCCCAAGCGGGAGUUGAUGCGCGCCGCUUGAAGGCUCUCGAGGACAAGGACUACCCUGCCUUGAAGCGAAUAUGCGUCGCUCACGUCAACAAGCUGAAACAGGCGGCUGCGGUGAAGCGCAAGCUUGCCGCAAAGCAAAAAUCGGCAGAGGAAGAAGCGAAGAAGCUAGCGCGGAUGCUGGAAAAUGAAGAGGAGCGGAUGUGUAGCAUUCGGCGGUGCCAUGACCGGACUUCUGGCAGGCGGAAAUGCACAGAGAGUGAGCUGUACCCAGCUCGUGCAUGUGGUGACAAAGAAGUCUCGGGCUUGUCCAAAAUAUUGUGACGUGUCCGCCGAUCCUGCUGUUU